Mycotypha africana is the source of this 1647-nucleotide messenger RNA. Its product is annotated as protein-tyrosine phosphatase-like protein. Gene Ontology annotation, molecular function: phosphatase activity. Gene Ontology annotation, biological process: dephosphorylation. The record is from RefSeq and is a predicted model, not a curated record. The transcript has 10 exons. Bases 1 to 1647 code for a protein of 548 amino acids. Lineage: Eukaryota; Fungi; Mucoromycota; Mucoromycetes; Mucorales; Mycotyphaceae.
AUGACGUUCAGCAAAGACUCAGCAUUGCCUCUUGUUGAUAUAUUUGCCACCAUUGGAUUUAAUAACCACAACAUAUUGUACAGUAGUGCCGUUCUACUAGGCAUACCACGCAACACUAUGAACAUUCAACCUAAUCGUAUUGAUCUAUUGAGAAUUACGCAGAGAAAAGAAGCUCUUAUUGAAGAAGACAAAGAGACAAAGACCACAAUUGGUACUUUACACCUGACAAUUCAUCACCUGAUAUUCAAUUAUUCAGAAGAUGAGAUAUGGAUUCCUUAUUCUAUUGUACAUAUUGUUGAAAGACAACCACCUUCUUUUCAAACAGGUCGAUACCCAAUCCAAAUUAAAUGCCGAGAUUUUUCAGUUAUUACGUUAUCCUUUUUGAAAGAUGGUGAUGCUCUUGAUGUAUACGAAAGUAUACAGAGACUAGCCUGUGUUUCUUCCAUCGAUCAAUUAUAUGCAUUUUCUUACCAACCAAGAGAGCCUUUUACAACAAAUGAUGGUUGGAAUAUCUAUGAUCCUAUCAAAGAAUAUGAAAGAAUGGGUGUAGAUGUUAGCACAGAUCAAUGGCGGUUCUCUCUCAUUAAUAGAGAUUAUAAAUAUUCACCAACCUAUCCCAGAGUCCUUGUCGUACCAGCGAAAAUCAGCGAUACUACAUUAAAUUAUGCUGCAAAAUAUCGCAGCAAAGCGAGAAUACCCGCUCUAUCUUACGUUCAUUGGUACAAUUCAGCGACCAUAACGAGAAGCAGUCAACCAUUAGUAGGAUUUAAACAAGCCAGAUCAGUGCAAGAUGAAAAGCUCAUUGAAGCCAUUUUUUCAUCCAACGUACCCACUGGGCCAAAUGGUGAAACAUUAUAUGGCUCAACGGCGGCCAAUUUGAUUAUUGAUGCUAGACCUAUGGCAAAUGCUGUGGGUAAUGUCGCAAGGGGAGCAGGAACAGAGAAUAUGGAUCAUUACCGUAAUUGCAAAAAAGUUUAUGUAGCUAUCGAUAAUAUACACGUCAUGAGGGACAGCUUAACGAAAUUGACUGAAGGAUGGCUAAGACAUAUCGCAUUAAUUUUGGAUGGUGCGCUUACAAUUGUAAAGAAUGUCCAUGUGUAUAAUUCUCACGUUUUGGUACAUUGCUCUGACGGCUGGGAUCGAACAACUCAGCUGGUAGCGUUGAGCGAAUUAUGCUUGGAUCCAUUUUAUCGUACUUUUGAAGGGUUCCAAAUACUCAUUGAGAAAGAUUGGGUUUCUUUUGGACAUAAAUUCCAAGACCGUUGUGGGCACUUGACCAACGAUCCGAAAUUUACUCAGCAAAAAGAGACAAGUCCAGUUUUCCAUCAAUUUUUGGAAUGCAUCUAUCAACUUUUAUGUUUAUAUCCUACUCGAUUUGAAUUCACUGAAGCCUUUUUAAUUGAGCUUCAUUAUCAUCUUUACGCGUGUCAAUUCGGUACAUUUUUAUUCAAUUCAGAAUCAGAUAGAAGAGGCUCUUCGAUACAUGCUCAGUCGAAAACCUACAGCAUUUGGGACUACUUUAAUACCUAUAAACACGAAAAAGGGUUCAUUAACGAAUGUUACGAUCCUAUGAAAGAUAAAGACUUGGUGGAUGACGGCGGUGUGUUGAUGCCCGAUCCAACCAAAUAUAUAAAAGUGAAUGGAUAA